Molecule: messenger RNA, 3135 nt
Organism: Cyphellophora europaea CBS 101466
Lineage: Eukaryota; Fungi; Ascomycota; Eurotiomycetes; Chaetothyriales; Cyphellophoraceae
Exons: 1
Coding region: 1-3135 (1044 amino acids)
Molecular function (GO): ATP binding; ATP-dependent chromatin remodeler activity
Source: RefSeq, a predicted model, not a curated record
AUGGUCUUCACCGACAGCGAAGAAAAUGAGGAGGAGUAUGAUCUCGAUGCGGCCGCACUGUCGCCGUCGCAGGACCCCCGGGUCUUUGACCCGCCACUCCCCCGACCAGCGAAGCGAUCGUCGCCUCUUGCUCCCACCAAGCCACGAAAUGAAGUACCGCCGCCCAAGAGACGUCGCAUCUCACCGCCGUCAGACUUCUCCGACGGCUGGUCCAGUGAUGAAGGCGAAUCACUUCAUACCAAGAGACUAAACAAGAUCAAAGAGGAUCGUUCCCGAGCCGCCAACCUUACACGCAGAGCGAAGGCUCGAGAUGCCGCCAAUAAUCCUCGGCCGGAUAUUGAGCGAAAUGGGAAGACUGGUGUUGGGAGACGGAAGCCACGGAAGAAGCCGGUCAAAGAAAGAGCCUAUGGUGACUCCACGUCCGAAGAGGAUGAGCUGAUGGAGUGGACUGUCCCGGAGUACCUCCAGAAGAGAAGAAAGCUGUUUGAUGAGCGGAAGGAGAAGCUGAAGGAGGGAGGACUCAGUCUACCACCUACCUACGACGACAUUUACUUCUCGGAUGAUGACCGGAUUGCGCAUUUGGAAGAGAGGCCUAAUCUACCGCUUCGCAAUGACGCUGCUCCGUAUGCGGACAUCGAGAUGCCCUAUUCACUAGGCAUCAUCCCGGCCAGUAUUGCGCAGCAUUUACGGCCAUAUCAAGUCGAUGGGACCAAGUUCUUGCAUGAAUUGUUUGUCUACCAGAAGGGAGGCAUACUAGGCGAUGACAUGGGUCUGGGUAAGACGAUUCAGGUCAUUGCAUUCUUGACAGCAGCCUAUGGAAAGACUGGUGACGAGCGAGACAAGAAACGGAUGCGGAAGAUGAAGAGGGCGGGCAAUUGGUACCCCCGGACCCUGAUCAUAUGCCCCGGUAGCCUGAUGGCCAACUGGCAGGACGAGUUCAAGCGAUGGGGCUGGUGGCACACUGAUGUCUACCAUGGCAGUACGGUUGCAAAGGAUGAAAUACUCCGUCAAGCUGCGUCUGGCAGCCUGGAAGUCAUGAUUACAACAUACGACACAUAUCGUCUGAGUGCCGGCCAGAUAAACCUCAUUUCGUGGGAUUGCGUGAUAACUGAUGAGUGUCAUAAAAUCAAGGAGCGGAAAGCCGAGACCACAAAAAUCCUCAAUGAGGUAAACGCUCUUUGCAGGAUCGGCUUGACAGGCACCGCCAUACAGAACAAGUACGAGGAGCUUUGGACGCUUCUCAACUGGACUAACCCUGGCCGCCUUGGCCCCAUCACAACUUGGAAGGUCUCGAUAUGUACUCCCUUGAAAUUAGGACAGAGCCAUGACGCCUCCAACUACGAGCUCGCGCGAGCACGAAAGACUGCGAAGAUGCUAGUGACGAACCUGCUCCCACAAUUUUUCCUGCGACGCACCAAGGACAUCAUUAGGCAUCAACUACCGAAGAAAACGGAUCGUGUUGUCUUCUGCCCUCUCACCGAGACUCAAGCCGAUGCAUACCAGAAUUUUCUCGAAAGCGACAUUGUGCAAUACAUCAAAAACAGCGCCACACUAUGCGCUUGCGGCAGUGGGAGGAACCAGGGCUGGUGCUGCAAAUCCCACCUUGACGAUGGUACCAAGUGGCAACAAUGGGUCUUUCCAGCCAUCCACACGUUAUGCAAGCUUUCAAAUCAUCUUGCGAAUAUCAUUCCGCAAGGCAAUGAUCCCAAAGAGAAGCAGUCCAAAGACUUACAUACGCUGCAGAUCAUCAUGCCGGAAAGGUGGCAGAAAUUAUACAAGGAGCGGGACUCGAUGAUUCACACCGCCAACCCCGAAUUUUGUGGCAAAUGGAAGGUUCUGAGGAAGUUGUUAAAGUUCUGGUCUGAUGAGGGCAACAACAAGGUCCUGGUGUUUUCGCAUUCAGUCAGAUUACUGAGGAUGCUCCACAAUCUGUUCAUCAGUACGUCGUAUAAUGUCUCCUAUCUUGACGGCAGCAUGAGCUAUGAGGAGCGGUAUGCAACGGUGCAAGACUUCAACACCGACCCCAGGCAGUUUGUCUUUUUGAUCUCAACCAAAGCCGGUGGUGUAGGGCUGAACAUCACUUCUGCCAACAAAGUCGUCGUGGUGGAUCCAAACUGGAAUCCGUCAUAUGAUCUGCAGGCGCAAGACAGAGCUUACCGGAUUGGUCAAACUCGCGAUGUCGAAGUAUUUCGGCUCGUGAGUCAGGGUACACUGGAGGAGAUCGUUUACGCUCGACAGAUCUACAAGCAGCAGCAAGCCAGCAUAGGCUACAAUGCCAGCACAGAGCGCCGCUACUUCCAGGGAGUGCAAGACGUCAAGGGCCAGAAGGGCGAGCUUUUCGGUCUGCAAAACCUGUUUGCCUGGCAUAACGAGAAUGUGGUCUUGCGGGACAUUGUCAACAAAACCAAUGUCGCGGAGUCACGAGCUGGCGUACAUAUUUCUAACCUUGAAUUGGAGGCAGAGUACGUUGCAGCGGAAGCAGGGGAAGAAGACGCAGACGCAAAUGUCAAAUCGUUUAAGUCCGAACCCGACAUCGAGGACGCUGCAAUGUCGCAGCUCGCGGCGGAGAUCAAAGGGAACGAUGAGAAACCACGACGGAAGACCAAGGCGAUGAAUCUCAACAAACCUAACCAAGCCGCCAGGCACGACCCUAUAGAAGCAAUUCUAUCGUCCGUCGGGGUCGGCUAUACACACGAAAAUUCUGAAGUCAUUGGCUCUUCCAAGGUCGAGACCAAGCUGUCGGAAGCAGCGGAGGCAGCUGCAGCAGACGAGUCCAACUGGAACGCCAGCCAGCAGCGGCAAAUGGUAUUUCAGCCGGAGACACAGACUCAGACGAGCCCUAGCAGAGUCUACAAGUUCUUAGAUGCGGAUGGAGGUAUCAGGUACCGCUACCGGCCCCCAGAAGAUGUCAUGCGGCGGCAGUUCGGUGCCAUGGCAAAGUAUGCAGGCUUUGAUGCUGAUGUGGUUGGGUUUGCGCUUCUGGUGGAGAGCUGGACUCCGAAAGAGAGAAGAGACUGGCUCGAGCAGUGGUAUAAGUACAGGAAAGAGCUUCUAGAUGGUAUUGAGGAUAUGAAGAGCGAGGAGGAGAAGGUAAAGGUGCAGAGUGAGGACGAAGAAGGCGAUGGAGAGCUAUGA